Manihot esculenta (cassava) is the source of this 1871-nucleotide messenger RNA. RefSeq names its product ethanolamine-phosphate cytidylyltransferase. Gene Ontology annotation, biological process: phosphatidylethanolamine biosynthetic process. Gene Ontology annotation, cellular component: cytoplasm. The transcript has 10 exons. NCBI's taxonomy places the organism in Eukaryota, Viridiplantae, Streptophyta, Magnoliopsida, Malpighiales, Euphorbiaceae. The record is from RefSeq and is a predicted model, not a curated record. Gene Ontology annotation, molecular function: ethanolamine-phosphate cytidylyltransferase activity. The coding region runs from base 323 to 1600 and encodes 425 amino acids.
UGCUUUUGCACAAUUUUUCCCCUUCUUCCUUAUUUUGUCUUCGUUUUAGGAUUAUUGUUAUUAUUAUGAUUAAUUUUGCUUUUAGCCUUUUUAGCUAUAUUCAGAUUGGUGUUACUUGGUCUAGGGCUAGUAAUCAUUCGUAUUCAGAAUAUGAGAGGAAGCUUCAUUAAAUUGAUGGAUUUGUUAAUGUUUAUAACUUUUAUCAUAUAAGAAUUUUGCUUCUGAGCUGUGAUCUUAAUCCUUUCACUAGAAUUUGAUUGGAACUCGAGCUGCUGUUUUUUAAUCUCCCUCUCUUCUGCUGUGAAGAAGAGAGCGGGAGAAAAUGGAGUUCGAGACGACCAGCAGUUGGAUGUGGGAUGGGGUGUAUCACUACCCACACUUCUUUGGCGGUAUAAUGUUAACGGCUGCCCUAUUGGGAUUGUCCACUAGUUAUUUUGGUGGAAUUGGGAUUUCUUCUUUCCCCUGUAUGUGUUGGGAUCUUCGUAUUUUCUAUAAGAAGAGAUGUGAGAAGAAGACGAAAAACAUUCGCGUUUACAUGGAUGGUUGUUUUGAUCUUAUGCAUUAUGGCCACGCCAAUGCUUUAAGGCAAGCUAAGGCUUUGGGUGAUGAAUUGGUGGUAGGUGUUGUCAGUGACGAGGAGAUCAUUUCCAAUAAAGGUCCCCCUGUUUUGCCCAUGGAAGAGAGGUUGGCUCUUGUCAGUGGGUUGAAGUGGGUGGAUGAAGUCAUAGCCAAUGCUCCAUAUGCCAUUACAGAGCAAUUCAUGAAAACUCUCUUCAAUGAGCAUAAGAUUGACUAUAUCAUACAUGGAGAUGAUCCUUGCUUGCUUCCUGAUGGAACUGAUGCUUAUGCCUUGGCCAAGAGAGCUGGACGCUACAAGCAGAUUAAACGUACAGAAGGAGUCUCCAGCACAGAUAUUGUAGGAAGGAUACUUGCUGUGAAUGAUACAAAAGUUUGUGAAGAUCCUGAUGAUAAAUUGUCUUCACCUGGAGAUUCCUUUAAUGGACAUCAAUCCAAUAGUGCACAUGUAUCUCAAUUUUUACCUACAUCUCGCCGAAUUGUGCAAUUCUCAAAUGGCAAGGGACCUGCACCAAAUGCUCGUGUAGUGUACAUUGAUGGGGCAUUUGAUCUCUUCCAUGCUGGACAUGUGGAGAUUCUCAGGUGCGCUAGGCAGCUUGGAGAUUUCCUGCUGGUUGGGAUCCAUACUGACCAGAUUGUCAGUGAACACAGAGGGAAGCACUACCCAAUUAUGCAUCUGCAUGAGCGAAGUCUUAGUGUGCUGGCUUGCCGUUAUGUUGAUGAAGUCAUCAUUGGAGCACCAUGGGAGGUUUCCAAAGAUAUGAUUACAACUUUCAACAUUUCUUUGGUUGUGCAUGGAACUAUUGCAGAGUGCAACUCCUUGUUGGCUGGCACACCUGAUCCUUAUGCAGUUCCAAAGAGCAUGGGACUUUUCCAUAUUGUUGAAAGCCCUAAAAAUAUUACUACCACUUCAGUGGCUCAAAGGAUAGUCGCCAAUCAUGAGGCUUACAUGAAACGCAAUGCCAAGAAGGCAGAAAGUGAGAAGAAGUACUAUGCAGCGAAGGUCUACGUAUCAGGAGAUUAGUGAAUAGACAAGUUUCAGUUUGAUACAUUUCAUCCUGUAGCCUUAACGUCCCAUAGAAAUACCCAAGACAGGAGUCUCAUAAUUUUGUUAUAGGUGUGUGAAGGAGAUGAGAAUGAAGCAAAUGAAGCUUAUUAUUUUUCUUUUUCUAAUUUUCUUUUUUAAAUCUUCUCAUUUGAUGUAUAACGUUAUUUGGGCAUAGGCCAACCCUAGUGUUGUAGCAAAUGUUGAAAUUGUUGGAGGCGUUUGAAACUUUUUCACUGUGUUGAAACGA